AUGCGGAGCUUGCGCGGAGCUCCGCCGCCGCUGCCGCUGGUGCUGGUGCUGGUGCUGGUGGCCGCGGGGCACGGCGCCGUCAUCACCGGGGCCUGCGACAGAGACCAGCAGUGCGGAGGGAGGAUGUGCUGUGCGGUGAGCCUGUGGAUCCGGAGCGUGCGGAUGUGCACGCCGAUGGGAAACCUGGGAGAGGAGUGCCACCCCCUGAGCCACCGCGUCCCGUUCCCCGGGCGCAGGAUGCACCACACCUGCCCGUGCCUGCCCGGCCUGGCCUGCGUCCGGGUCUCGCCCAGCAAAUUCAAAUGUUUACCAGACUUCAGGAAAGAAGAUGUCUUCUUUUAG
Rhea pennata is the source of this 342-nucleotide messenger RNA. It is a transcript of the gene PROK2, whose product is annotated as prokineticin 2. Lineage: Eukaryota; Metazoa; Chordata; Aves; Rheiformes; Rheidae. The record is from RefSeq and is a predicted model, not a curated record. The transcript has 3 exons. Gene Ontology annotation, biological process: endothelial cell proliferation. Bases 1 to 342 code for a protein of 113 amino acids.